AAAGAAAAAGAAAAAAGAAAAUAGAAAAAAGACAAGACUAUAUAGGAGUCAACAAAAAAAAAAAAUGCACGUCAUUUUCUAGAAGCUAUUUGAAUCUUUUCUUUGUUUACAACGAAGUGGUAUACAUAUAAUUAAAAAUGUUCAUAUUCGAAUUUCAACAAUCGAUCUAACAAUAUCGACAUUUUUUUUAUUGAUGAUCCAUAUCACCAAAACCUUCUUUCACAAAUAAUUUCUUUUUCCUCCUUCACUGUUCAUACUUCUAAUAAUAUUUUUUUAAUUUUAUAUAAGAAAAAAAUGGAGAGAAAAAAUAGUACUAGUACUAGGAAGAAGACAAGAUUGCUUACGAGUAAACAAGCAAAAAGUACGUCAUCUUCUAAAACACAACCCAAAACGGCGCCGUUUUAUUGUCUAGUUCAUUUUUCACCAAAAUUCUGAGUUGCUUUGCUUUCGUUCCAACCCAAUCUCAUCCUCCAAAUAUUUUAUCUAUUCCAUUCCCUUUCAUUCACCAACAAACAAAACGAUGCCGUUUUCAUUUCCCUAAAUUCAAAUCAAUCUCAACACAAACAACUCUCUCUUUCUUCCGGUUCGGGUUUUUUCCUGAUGGAUCGGGCUGCGAUGACUGUUGGACCGGGUAUGGAUAUGCCGAUCAUGCAUGAUAGUGACCGUUACGAUCUUGUUCGUGAUAUCGGCUCCGGAAAUUUCGGUAUUGCUAGAUUGAUGCAAGAUAAACAGACUAAGGAACUUGUUGCUGUUAAAUAUAUCGAACGUGGUGAUAAGAUUGAUGAAAAUGUCAAAAGAGAAAUCAUUAAUCACAGGUCUUUGAGACACCCCAACAUUGUUAGGUUUAAGGAGGUCAUUUUAACACCUACUCAUCUUGCUAUUGUAAUGGAGUAUGCAUCUGGAGGGGAACUUUUCGAGCGAAUCAGUAAUGCUGGGCAUUUUUCUGAGGACGAGGCUCGUUUCUUCUUUCAACAACUCAUAUCUGGGGUCAGCUACUGCCAUGCAAUGCAAGUAUGUCACCGGGACCUGAAGUUGGAAAAUACUUUGUUGGAUGGAAGCCCAACUCCUCGUCUGAAGAUAUGUGAUUUUGGUUACUCCAAGUCUUCAGUGCUUCAUUCACAACCAAAGUCAACUGUGGGAACUCCGGCAUAUAUUGCUCCAGAAGUAUUACUCAGACAAGAGUAUGAUGGAAAGAUUGCAGAUGUUUGGUCUUGUGGAGUAACCUUAUACGUGAUGCUAGUGGGAUCCUAUCCCUUUGAAGAUCCUAAUGAGCCAAAGGAUUUCCGGAAGACAAUACAGAGAGUACUCAGCGUCCAGUAUUCCAUUCCAGAUAAUGUUCAAAUAUCUCCAGAGUGUCGCCACCUUAUCUCAAGGAUCUUUGUUUUUGACCCUGCAGAGAGAAUUACCAUGCCUGAAAUCUGGAAACAUAAAUGGUUUCUGAAGAAUCUUCCCAUGGACCUGAUGGACGAGAAGAUAAUGGGCAACCAAUUUGAAGAGCCUGAACAACCAAUGCAGAGCAUUGAUACAAUCAUGCAGAUAAUUUCAGAAGCUACUAUACCACCAGCUGGAACCUGUUCUUUAGACCAGUUUAUGGCAGAUAACAUUGAUAUGGAUGAUGACUUUGAUGAUUUGGAAUAUGAAUCCGAGCUUGAUAUAGAUAGCAGUGGGGAGAUAGUGUAUGCUAUGUACUAAUUUAAUCAUAUCAUUGACAGUACUUGAAAUACAGCAUGUUAAAAGGAGAGUAUCUUAAUAUUGGGCUUUUAUAGCAUUUUCAGCCUCAGGGGAAGAUAAAUAUGUGGUGCCUGCAUUUUCUGUAGAUUAUAUUAUAGUAUGGAAAAUACAAAGAAGUACAUGUUAAUUUUUAUGUGUGCGCGUGCUUCUUGGAGGUUUCUACGUCCACAUCAUUUACGAGUAUCACCUUUAUAGAAGUGGGGGUUGGAUGUUAUCUUGCUGGUUUAGGGAAGAAAUGAUUGUUAUACUUUACUCACUUCUUGGUGAAUACUUGCUUAUAUAUUAUAUAUUAUUUACACUA
This is a messenger RNA of Trifolium pratense (red clover), 2032 nucleotides long. RefSeq names its product serine/threonine-protein kinase SRK2I. NCBI's taxonomy places the organism in Eukaryota, Viridiplantae, Streptophyta, Magnoliopsida, Fabales, Fabaceae. Gene Ontology annotation, cellular component: nucleus. The record is from RefSeq and is a predicted model, not a curated record. Bases 601 to 1692 code for a protein of 363 amino acids. The transcript is spliced from 9 exons. Gene Ontology annotation, biological process: protein phosphorylation; intracellular signal transduction. Gene Ontology annotation, molecular function: ATP binding; protein serine/threonine kinase activity.